Molecule: messenger RNA, 2664 nt
Organism: Maudiozyma saulgeensis
Lineage: Eukaryota; Fungi; Ascomycota; Saccharomycetes; Saccharomycetales; Saccharomycetaceae
Source: the annotation of a GenBank genome assembly
AUGGCUGGUCAAGUGGGCGGUGUCUUAUCGGGGGCAAAUCCGUUCCACUACAACUCUAGUUCUCCUUUAACAUUAUUUUUAUUUCAGGCAUGUCUGAUCAUAGCAACAUGUAACCUUUUGCACUUGUUCUUUGGUAAAUUACGUCAACCAAAGGUUAUUUCUGAGGUUAUCGCAGGGAUCAUAUUGGGUCCCACUGUAUUUGGUCAAAUACCAAACUAUACUGAAACAGUGUUCCCUGCAUCAUCUAUUCCAGGAUUGAAUCUAACUGCAAACCUGGGUAUUAUUCUUUUCAUGUUUUUUCUGGGGUUAGAAGUCGAUACUGCAUUUAUGAAAAGGCAUAUGAAGACAGCCUUAUCUAUGGGUUUAGCUACGUUGGCUGUACCAUUUGGAUUUGGUUGCCUUUUUGCAAUUCCUCUCUAUCAUAAUUAUUCAAGUGAGGAAGAUACCGGAAAGGAGGUGAAAUUUACUGUUUUUAUGGUAUUUAUUGCUGUAUCGAUGGCUGUUACGGCAUUUCCAGUGCUAUGCAGAAUUCUUAACGAGUUACGUUUGAUUAAAGAUAGAGCAGGUAUUGUCGUUCUAGGGGCAGGGAUUAUUAAUGAUAUUCUUGGGUGGGUCCUUUUAGCCUUAAGUGUAAUCUUAUCGAAUUCUGAGUCAAGUCCCGUAAACACUGUAUACAUAUUAUUGUGUACAUUUGGUUGGUUUUUGGUAUAUUUCUAUCCAUUAAAAUAUGCUUUGAGAUGGAUCUUCAUAAGGACCCAUGAACUAGAUAGAAAUAAGCCUUCUACUUUCGCCACUAUGAGUGUGUUAUUCAUUAUGUUUAUAUCUGCGUAUUUCACAGAUAUAAUAGGUGUGCAUGCGAUCUUUGGUGCCUUUAUUGCGGGUCUUGUAGUUCCUAGAGAGAAUCAUUAUGUUGUUAAACUUACUGAGAGAAUGGAAGAUAUACCGAAUAUUGUGUUUAUACCAAUAUAUUUUGCAGUAGCAGGUCUGAAUGUGGAUUUGACACUUUUGAAUGAAGGUAAAGAUUGGGGUUAUAUAUUUGCAAGUAUUGGUAUUGCUGUGGCAAGUAAAGUAUUUUCUGGUGCAAUUGUUGCAAAAUUGCAUGGUUUAUUCUAUAGAGAGUCAUUGGCUGUCGGUAUCCUGAUGUCAUGUAAAGGUAUUGUUGAGAUCGUUGUUUUGACCGUCGGUUUGAAUGCUGAGAUUAUUAGCAAAAAAAUAUUUGCAAUGUUUAUUCUUAUGGCUUUGGUAUCUACGUUUGCUACCACUCCCCUAACUCAAUUAGCAUAUACAGAAUCCUAUAGGAAAGAAUUAAACAAGACUCUAGCCAUGAAAGAUACAGAGCACGGGGUAGAAGAGACGGAAGAGACGGAAUUAUCUCUCGAAGAGGAACAUAUAGCUAAUACGCUUUCGUCAUUUGAAGAUUUGAAAUCCUUCCAUAUUACAGAAGUGGUUACCGUUUUAAACACCACUGACGCUAUAUCUGCAUGUUUAGAAUUUCUGAAUUGUUUAAUCUAUGACAAUUCACAUGAUCAAUCUAAAUUCAUCAAUGUUCCAAGAGCAAGAGUAUUGAGUAACAGUUCUAGUCAUUCAACAUUAAGAUCAAGGACCAAAAGAUUGAAACGUCUUUGGUCCAAGACUACUGAAGAUAACGAAACAGGUUUAACUGUGAUAGAAGAAGAUAUUUUAGGGUUUGAUUUUCUGGUUCCAUUAAACGUUCUUCAUUUAAGAUUAUUAACAGAAAGAACGACUGAUUUAUUACAAUCGUCCACUCUAUAUAAUGAAGAAUCUCAUUUCACUCCGAAUUCAGAUUCUAUUAUAGGGAUAUUUGAUAUAUUUUCUCGUUUAGGGAAAGUUCCAUUUUCAAGUGAAGUUAUAUUUUCAACCAUUAGAGAAAAGGCAUUAAACAUUAAAUCUUCAAACAUUAAAGAAGGAAAUUUAGUAUUUCUUCCUCUGAAGGGUGCAUUAUACGAAUAUAAAGGAUCGAUUGCAUUGAAUGAUGAGAAGUAUCAAAAUUUUAAUCACAUAUAUUCACACCUGUUGGGUAUUAACGAACUUGCAUCCAAUUUCUUCAACACGUUGACUAAUCUUAACGCAAAUUUAGCUAUGUUGAUUUCCAAUACGAGUAGUAAAAUGAAUGUAAACAAAUUUGCUACAAGAUAUUUUUCUUUGGUGUUAGCUAAUGAAAAUUUAACCUCUUCAGAUUUUUUAGCUUUGUAUAUUUUUCUGUUGAUAUUUUACAGAAAUAGAAAUAAACAAAUGAAUAACAAGAGUACAAUCUUUGUGAAUGAAAAAAACCAUGUCCUUGCCGAGCAUUUAUUUGAUACUUUCCAGAACUGCGAAUGGUUAAGCGAAGAAUAUCUUAAUAUUAUAUAUGUGAAGACAGAACAUAAGACAGCUAACGAUAUUGCCACAGUAUCUUUUAUCGAAAGUAUUAUGAGAAAUUACCUUCCCGAGGAGGCGAAGGAAAGUUUGGAAGAAACGACAUUCAUAAUGGCGGAACCAUACUUUCAAUCCACAGAACCAUUUUCAGACGGAGUUAAAUCAGCAAUUCUGGAGGGUGCGAAUUUAAGAUUUGAUCUUCUACUCGUUCAUCACUAUACAUGUAACAUACCAGAAGAAAUUACAACAAGCGAAACCGAUAAGGAGAUUGUCACCGAUAACGCCUAG